Molecule: messenger RNA, 264 nt
Organism: Nematocida parisii ERTm1
Lineage: Eukaryota; Fungi; Microsporidia
Exons: 1
Coding region: 1-150 (49 amino acids)
Source: RefSeq, a predicted model, not a curated record
AUGUCUUUACUGCUUAGGACGCUUUUUACAACAGUAAAUAAAUCUAAGCGCACUGGAAGGGAAGUAGAAGAAUUAGUCUGUAAAUACAUUGAGACAGCACAGAUAGUAGAAGAAACCAUUCAAUCUGCACUGUCACAGGGUAAAGUAUAGCAUAAAUAAAUUUAAGUUAAUCCAAAAAUUAUUACAUAAUAUGCAUACAUAAUAUACAGAAAUGAGAAUUUUAAAGGAAUUGGAAUUUUUAGUUAAUAAAAAUAAUAAAUAAUA